AGAAAACAAACACCAAAACAGACAUAAAACUCUUUCUUCUUUUGUCUCUUCUUCUUCUUCUUCUUCUAAAACUCCCUUCUUUUGUCCAAAUCAUGCAUAGAUCCAAAACCCAAUCUAGAAACCCGUCCUUCUCCUCCACACUCCUCGAUGAAAUCUACAACUCCAUCGAUCCCAAAACCCACAAAACCCAACCUUUUCUAACCUCACUCAACACCACCAAGAAACAGAGCAUCAGCGUAACCAAACGAAGAGAUCGGCUAUUCGGCUCCAUGUCCUCUUCCUCCGACUCCAACUCCAGCAUCUUCUCAUCUUCCGACACCGAACUAACUCACCCCAAGAAGACAACGUCUUCAAGACCCUUAUGUUUUGGUCCUUCCAAGACAAAACCAAGAAAAACAGAGGAGAACAAUAAAGCUCUGUUUCACCAAAACAGAGCAACCCGUGUUUCCCACGAUUACGCCUCCGACGCUCCCAAGAUCACGAGAUACGAUGAGGAUUGGGAGAAUACUAGAACUAGGAGAUUCACUAGUGAUCAGAAGAAGCUCAAAACUCCAGCUUCACCUGGUGUACGUAUCGUUAACUUCAUCAACUCUCUGUUCAGUAACAACGGUUCUAAACCUAAACAAUCUUCCUCGGCGGUUAAGAGUUAUCCGAGGAAGACUAGCUAUGACGACGUCGACUCUAGGAAACCAACGUGUUCUUCAGCUUCUUCCUUCUCCAGGUCUUGUUUGAACAAAAGCUCUGAGAAAUCAUCUGAACGUAUCAAACGGAGCGUUAGGUUUUCUCCGGUUAAUGUGAUCGUCACGGGAGAAGAAGAAGAAGAAGAGGAUUAUCUGAGCAACGGUUAUGUAAGAAAGCCGGUGAAGAAGAAUGUGGAAGAGGGAGGGAGGAGAUCAGUGGAGGAGAUUGCUAGAGAGUUUCUGAGAGAUUAUCACAAGACUCGUGAAAACAGUUUGGUUAAGAAUAAUGAUUUCGAGGAAUAUGAAGAUGAUGAUGUUGCGAGUGAUUCAAGUUCGGAUUUGUUUGAGCUGGAUUUAGGUGGGAAUCAUCAUCAUCUUAAUCUGUAUGGAGACGAACUUCCUGUGUAUGAAACCACUUUUGCUGGUUUGAUCUUGUGA
Molecule: messenger RNA, 1118 nt
Organism: Eruca vesicaria subsp. sativa (arugula)
Lineage: Eukaryota; Viridiplantae; Streptophyta; Magnoliopsida; Brassicales; Brassicaceae
Source: the annotation of a GenBank genome assembly